AUGUCAUCUGAUGAUGAGCCGGCCCCUGAUGGCUCAGAAAAGAUUGAAGCCUACCAAGACAAGCUGGCAUUUGCUGAUUUGGGCAUAACUGAGGUGCUUUGCACAGCCACAGAGAGGCUCAAGUGGAGCAAGCCAACUCAGAUCCAGUGUGAAGCUGUUCCUGUUGCUCUGCAAGGCAAGGAUGUGGUGGGCUUGGCCGAGACGGGCUCGGGCAAGACGGGCGCCUUCGCGCUGCCGAUCUUGCAGCGGCUGCUGGAGGCGCCGCAGCGAUUGUUCGCGCUCGUGCUGACGCCCACCAGGGAGCUGGCGUACCAGAUCUCUGAGCAGUUUGAGGCGCUGGGCGCUUCGAUCGGCGUCAAGUGCUGCGUCAUCGUGGGCGGCAUGGACAUGAUGGCGCAGAGCCUGAUGCUGGCCAAGAAGCCGCACGUCGUCAUCGCCACGCCCGGUCGACUGGUGGACCAUCUGGAGAACACCAAGGGCUUCUCGCUGAGGUCGCUCAAGUGUCUCGUGAUGGACGAAGCGGACAGGAUCCUCAACAUGGACUUCGGCGUGGAAGUGGAUAAGAUCGUGAAGGCAAUCCCUCGCGAGCGGCAGACCUUCCUCUUCUCCGCCACCAUGACCAAGAAGGUCAAGAAGCUGCAGCGCGCGGCCCUGCGCGACGCCGUUAAGGUCGAGGUCUCCAGCAAGUACCAGACGGUGGACAAGCUCCAGCAGUACUAUCUCUUCAUCCCAGCCAAGUACAAGGACGUGUACCUGGUGCACAUCCUGAACGAGCUGGCCGGCAACUCGUUCAUGGUGUUCUGCGGCACGUGCAACAACACGUUGCGUCUCUCGCUCCUGCUGAACGCGCUCGGCCUGCCGGCGAUCCCGCUGCACGGCCAGAUGACCAUGAACAAGCGGCUGGGCGCGCUCAACAAGUUCAAAUCGAAGAACAAGAGCAUCCUGCUGGCUACGGAUGUGGCGAGCAGGGGGCUGGACAUCGAGCACGUGGACGUGGUGGUCAACUUCGACAUCCCGACGCACAGCAAGGACUACAUCCACCGGGUGGGGCGGACGGCGCGCGCCGGCCGCGCUGGCCGCUCCGUCACGUUCGUCACCCAGUACGACGUGGAGCUGUACCAGCGCAUCGAACACCUCAUCGGCAAAAAGCUGCCGCAGUACGCGGCGGCCGAGGACGAGGUCAUGAUGCUCCAGGAGCGGGUCAUGGAGGCUGACCGGCUCGCCAAACAGGAGCUGAGGUCGCUGGGCGACAAGGAGACGGGCCGCAAGCGGAAACGGCGGCCCGACGAGGAGGACGACGGCGGUGACGACGGCGAGACCGGCGUCCGGCGCCGGCUGCAGGGCAACAAGAAGCGCGGAGGCGGUCGCCGGGGCCGCCGGUGACCGCGCCGGCCUGGACAGGGCAGGGGAGGUCUGCGGCUGGAGGCGUGCGCAGGAGGCCGGGGAGUAGGAGCGCACGGGGGAGGCGUUGUGCGAGGUGCUGCGGUGGACAGGAAGGUGGACUGCCGGUGAGCAGAGGUGCACACGGAAGACGUCGAGACCAUGAAUGGGGACCGGCAGCAGGAAUGCCUCGUCAGACUUCACUGGUAGGCAGGAGGCGACGAGGGUCGUGAAGAGGCCUCGCAGCCCAGAACUACAGGUGGAUGGAUGGGGACCAGGGCGGCUUGCCGAAACCUGGUCCAGACCCUGCGCUGGCCGGCGUGGUUAAUGCGUUCGGUGUGGCAGCCU
Molecule: messenger RNA, 1728 nt
Organism: Pollicipes pollicipes
Lineage: Eukaryota; Metazoa; Arthropoda; Thecostraca; Pollicipedomorpha; Pollicipedidae
Product: putative ATP-dependent RNA helicase DDX47
Cellular component (GO): cytosol
Molecular function (GO): RNA helicase activity; nucleic acid binding; ATP binding
Source: RefSeq, a predicted model, not a curated record